Komagataella phaffii GS115 is the source of this 2775-nucleotide messenger RNA. RefSeq names its product Polyphosphatidylinositol phosphatase. Gene Ontology annotation, molecular function: phosphatidylinositol-3,5-bisphosphate 5-phosphatase activity. Gene Ontology annotation, biological process: phosphatidylinositol dephosphorylation. The transcript has a single exon. The record is from RefSeq and is a predicted model, not a curated record. Lineage: Eukaryota; Fungi; Ascomycota; Pichiomycetes; Pichiales; Pichiaceae. Bases 1 to 2775 code for a protein of 924 amino acids. Gene Ontology annotation, cellular component: intracellular membrane-bounded organelle.
AUGGAAGACUAUGGGAAUAAGCCCCCUCAGGCCAAUGACAGGGACACAGAUAAGCCCGUCGAUAGGGUGGCCAAGCUGAAAAUGACAAACGGUUUCCAAAAGACCAAAAAGUUUCCCAAGUUGGUUAUGGUAAAAUACACAAUUUACUCUACAAAUGAGAGGAUCUACAUUGUGGGUAGUAAUAACCGUGAAACAAUGUUUCGAAUACUUGAAAUAGACAUGACCACCUCUGCCACUGAGGAAUUGAAUAUAAUAGAGGAGAAUGUGUUUUUUACAAGAUUGGAAAUUAUAGCAAUUCUCAGUGAUUUGGAGGAAAACAGUGAAGGUGGCCUGACCAAAAAACUCUCAGGUAUCGGAUUAUUGGGGUUUAUUAGGUUUACUUCUUACUAUUAUCUUUGUGUUAUUACUGAAGCAAGUAUAAUUGGAGUUUUAGGAGGCAGAAAUAUCUACCACGUUGAUAAUACGGCACUGGUGCCCGUUACCAACAAUUACAGGAAACCGGAUAGAAACUCUGAGGAGGCAAGAUUUCUGCACACUUUUCAAAGUAUAGACCUUACCAAAACUUUCUACUUCAGUUACACUUACGAUUUAACCAAUACAAUGCAGAAAAAUUUCAUGAGUAAUAAGAAAGAGGCCCAAGGCUUGAAUGAAGAGAGCUUCAACGAAACAUUUGUCCAUAAUGAAAUGUUUGUGUGGAACUCUUGGCUUCUCAAUCCCAUUAAAGAGUUUGAUAACGUCUACGACUGGUUCCAAAUCAUCAUUCAUGGAUUUGUUGACCAAGCCAAAAUAUCUGUUUUCUCGAGGCAAGUGUAUAUUACUCUGAUAGCCAGAAGAUCUCAUCAUUUUGCAGGUGCUAGAUUUUUUAAAAGAGGUGUCAAUGACCAAGGAAACGUUGCCAAUGAAGUAGAAACUGAACAAAUUGUUAGUGAUAUGCUAACCACGCCAUUCCACGACCCAAGUGCUGGUUUUUAUAAUAAUCCCAAUUAUACCUCAUAUGUGCAACAUAGGGGCUCUAUACCCUUAUAUUGGUCUCAGGAAACUAGUCCUAAUCUUAGGCUUGCUAAACCUCCCAUUUAUAUCAACUUGAUGGAUCCAUUUUAUACCUCAUCAGCUGUUCAUUUUGAUGAUUUGUUUCAUCGAUAUGGUUCUCCAAUAAUGAUCUUGAAUCUUGUUAAACAAAGGGAGAAGUCUGCCAGGGAAUCCAAACUGUCAAGAGAAUUUGAAAACUGCAUUGAAUAUUUGAACAAAUUUCUUCCGGCCAAGAAUAAGUUACAAUACAUGGCUUGGGACAUGUCUAGGGCUUCCAAAUCCCAUGGGCAAGAUGUUGUUGAGUUUCUAGAGAAGUACGCUGAGAAAUGCCUUCGAGUCACUGGUUUCUUUCAUAAUGGAAGAACUUUGCAAGAAACUAAACUGCAAGAAGGAAUUUGUAGAACGAACUGUAUCGACUGCUUAGAUAGAACCAACGCAGCACAGUUUGUCAUUGGCAAAAGGGCUCUCGCGUACCAGCUUUGUUCUCUUGGAGUCAUUGAAGACAACUAUCUGGAAUACGAUUCAGAUGUGGUUAAUAUUCUAACUGAGAUGUUCCAUGAUCAUGGAGAUACUAUCGCAUUGCAAUAUGGAGGUUCUCAUUUAGUAAAUACGAUGGAGACUUAUCGGAAAUUGAACCAUUGGUCAUCGCAUUCAAGAGACAUGAUAGAAAGCAUAAAAAGGUUUUACAGUAACUCAUUUAUGGAUGCUCAAAGACAGGAGGCCAUAAAUUUGUUUUUGGGAAAUUAUAUUUGGGAAAAAGGAGUUCCAGUUUUAUGGAAUCUAGACACAGAUUUCUACCUUCACAAUGAUUAUUGGGGGAACAAUCUAAUGACGUGUAAACCGAGUUAUACACAUUGGUUUAAUGAUAGGUAUUUGAAGAAUCGAAAAGAGUUAGUCUUGAAAAAGUUGGAAGAUACGAAGUCUCCUGAUAUAGUUAAAUGGGAAAGUUUAAUAAAAAAGAAGGUGGAGCCCUAUCCAGGAUGCGUCGACAAUUAUUUCAAUGAACAUUAUCCUCCCGGAGAGAUUGUUUCAUUGAAAGACGUCUUUGAAUUCAAAAUGAUUUCAACUUUGAAGGCUCUUGAAGUUAUCCCACAGCCCGAAGAAAAGGAAAGGAGAAGGUCAGUUUACAGUUUCACAUCCCCCACCAAGGAAGUCACCUCCGCCAAAGAAUCUGAUAAUAUUUCCUCUCCUUUCAAAACCAGAAAACCCCAGCCUGCAAGUCAAAAGUACAAGAUGUUGUACGAAAAGAAUAAAGAAGAAGAAGAAGUGAAAGAUGUUAAGCCAAGAUCACUUGAUUGUGAGACACAGUUCAGUAGACUACAAGCUAUGCGGGUUAAAAACUACUUUGAAAGGCUGACUAACAGUUUGGAAAUGGAACUUGGAAAAGCUCAGAGAAUGUUCAAGGAGGAAAGAAAGCUUCCACUCUUUGAAAAUAGUAGUCAGAAGAUUGAAUUAAAUGCGUUAAAUGAGGACUAUCUUUAUGAAGAAUUCAAUCUUGAGGAUGAGAAGGCAGCUAAUACGGAUGACCUAAAGCUGGAAGUAACUGCAGCAGACAAAGCUAUUUAUGAAAAAAACACCAAAAUUAAUGGAUUCAUUCCGCUCAUUGAAUUAUCUAGUGAUACAGUUGAGAAUGCGGAGAGUAUUAGGCACUUGGUAAAUAUUCGCAGUUACCAAGAAACUUGCUAUCGUGAUACGUUUUCUGUCAGUGAAGAAGAUUACCAGAUGUACUCAUCGAUUGGGGUUUGA